Messenger RNA from Chinchilla lanigera (long-tailed chinchilla), 3201 nucleotides. It is a transcript of the gene Ccr6, whose product is annotated as chemokine (C-C motif) receptor 6. Gene Ontology annotation, molecular function: C-C chemokine receptor activity. Gene Ontology annotation, cellular component: membrane. The record is from RefSeq and is a predicted model, not a curated record. The transcript has 5 exons. The coding region runs from base 632 to 1762 and encodes 376 amino acids. Lineage: Eukaryota; Metazoa; Chordata; Mammalia; Rodentia; Chinchillidae. Gene Ontology annotation, biological process: chemotaxis; positive regulation of dendritic cell chemotaxis; G protein-coupled receptor signaling pathway.
AGCUCACCACACCGGCCCGGGAGGGUGAAGAGCGCGCAAGCACCAGUCUGAGAAGGAGCUGCGCCGUGAGAGGGAGCACAUUUGAGGCACAGACACAGCUUAGUGGCCCCACACCUGUCCUGCCUAAUCCAUGCAAAGAAGGUCUGUGUCUCCACCCUGAUGACAGCAAUCUGAACACUUCAAGAAUCUGAAAAUUAAGAGACAUUCUGCGGCCUCUGGUUUGUGGAGCGGAGCAGAGACCUACUUCUUUAUAGACCGUGACCACAGCACCCAGGUUGAGUCCAGGCAGAGUCCAGUGGAAGCAACAGAAAUGCUGGGAAGCGACCUGUGAUCUCAAACUUGUGAUCUUCCUGCCUUAGUUUCCCAGAGUGCUAGGAUUGUAGCAGUUCUAGUGUCUCACUGCUCUGAAACAUUGCCAAUUGCAUCUUGUUGAGAGUGGUCCUCACAGUGGUGAUGUGGGGGAUCCGAAAACCACCUAGGGGCGUGUAGUUCGGCAAUCCACUGGGAAUCAGCGCAUUUCCUGAGCUCACUCCCAGCUGUCCUGUCACUGUCGUUGGUGAACUGGCACAGCAGAACCAUCCACUCCCUUUCUCCGCCAGGCCUGCAUCUUCAGCUCAGAGCAGAGAUCACCAUGGAUGAGAAGCCAAUGAAUUCCAACAAUAGUGAGUAUUUCAUGGAUUACUCCGAGUCAGUUACUGCUAUGUAUUACACACCUGACGAAGGUGACUUACUGUGCUCCUUGGAGGAGGUCAGACAGUUCUCCAGGAUGUUCGUGCCAAUCGCAUACUCCUUGAUCUGUGUCUUUGGCCUCCUGGGUAAUAUUCUUGUGGUGAUCACCUUUGCCUUUUAUAAAAAGGCCAAGUCUAUGACGGAUGUCUAUCUCUUCAACAUGGCCAUCGCAGAUAUACUUUUUGUCCUUACUCUACCAUUCUGGGCAGUGACUCAUGCCACUGGUGCAUGGACUUUCAGCAAUGCCCUGUGCAAGCUGAUGAAAGGUAUCUAUGCUGUCAACUUCAACUGCGGUAUGCUGCUCUUGGCCUGUAUCAGCAUGGACCGGUACAUUGCCAUUGUACAGGCAACCAAAUCUUUCUGGUUCCGGUCCAGGACUCUGGCACACAGCACAAUAAUCUGCCUUCUGGUGUGGGUGUUGUCACUGAUCAUCUCCAGCCCAACAUUUGUCUUCAACCAGAAAUAUAAUACGCAAGGCAGCAAGACCUAUAUCUGCGAGCCCAAGUAUGCCGGAGAAUCAGACCCUAUCGUGUGGAAGCUGCUGGUGCUGGGGCUGCAACUGCUGUUCGGAUUCUUUAUCCCACUGGUGUUUAUGGUGUUCUGCUACACAUUCAUUGUCAAGACCUUAGUGCAGGCUCAGAAUUCUAAAAGGCACAGAGCCAUCCGCGUGGUGAUAGCAGUGGUCCUUGUUUUCUUGACUUGCCAGAUUCCUCAUAACAUAAUCCUUCUGAUGACUGCUGCAAACCUGGGCAGAAUAAACCGAAUGUGCAGCACUGAAAAGCUCAUGGCAUACACCAAAAAUGUCACGGAAGUCCUGGCCUUCCUCCACUGCUGCCUCAACCCCGUGCUCUACGCAUUUAUUGGUCAGAGGUUUAGAAACUACUUCCUGAAGAUCAUGAAGGAUGUGUGGUGUGUGAGAAGAAAGCACAAGACACUGAGCUUGCCCUGUGCCAGGGUGAACUCAGAAGCCUUCGUUUCCAGGCAGACCAGCGAGACCAUAGGCAAUGACAAUGCUUCAUCUUUCACUAUGUGAUGAGGACAUGCAAAUCAAAUGUCCUUAAAGGCUUUGUGAAACUUGCUAAUUGAGGAAUAACACACACACACACACACACACACACACACACGCACACCCCUCCAUCGCCAAAUAUACAAAUAUGGAAAUAGACAAAAUUAAAAAGUGCCUCUGUCAGAUCAGAGGAUUCCUGUUCCCCAGACAUGAAAAUCUCUGCAUGGGGUGGUGGAAGGUGGGAGGUGGGUGGGUUCUGAAAGCAGCUUUCCUUAAAUCUGCUUGAGAAGAAACUGGUUUUAGAGCCUCACAGGGCUGCCUUUCCACAAAACAGGUUGUGGGAAAUGCUAAAUUAAAAUGAAUUGUUUAUGUAUGUAAAAGUUUUUAGAAAUAUUUGUGAUGUGGUCAUAGACCACAAAAUCUCCUGGUUAUAGGAGAAGAAAGACAGAGUUUAAAAAAGGAACCCAGAAGCCCUCCUGUAACUCACUUUAGGCAAACCUUUAACCAUUUUGCUAUGGAAGUGUUUACUGCUGCUGAUUGUGAGCAUCAAUAAUUGUCAUCUGACUUCCUUCUGAUAUACUCAGCAAGCACCAGGUUGUCAGAAGGCGGAAGUCAGAGAAGCUUCAUUGUCUCCAACUGGAAAAGCAAGUGGGGCACAGACGUCAGUGACACCCAUCCCCAGGGCUAGGGCAUCUCAGGUUGUAACAGGGGCCAAGCUUACUCUUGUCCCUCUGUGACUAGACUGUCCUCGAAAUGCCCCUGAGGCAGGGCUCCUUGAAGACAGGCUCUGCUGCAGUCCUGUUCCUAGCUGUGCUUCCCAACCUUGGUAGAGUUUUUAGCACAAAAUAGGGGCUUAGUAGACAUUUUUUCAAUGCAUCAUGAUGAAAUUGGAGUUUAUUACGCAGUUUGAGGUGUUACAUUUAUUUAUAUAAAUAGGGUAAUUGUUUUAUUAGAAAGCAGAAGGACACUUUACUGAGACAAUGUAGAAAGAAUUUGUUUUUUGUUUCCAUGCUGGGCUUGAAGAAGGAUACGUGGCUGAUGAUUCUGUUUAUAAAGAGUUAGAACUAGCUAGCACACAGCUGGAAGUGUAUCAGCCUCCAAGAAGGAUUUUAAUGUGAUUUUACCCAAAGUCUGAGGCUAGCAAUGGAGUCCAACUGAACAAUUCUCAUCAACUUUGAAAGCUCUAGAACUCUCAUUUUUAAAGUGCUAUCUAUGUAAAUAUAUGAAUAUAAGUGGAAAGUAUAAAGUGAAUUAUAAAAAUACAAACAUACAUUAGAAAGGCAGUGACAUGAAUCAGAAAAAUACUGACAAUGUUAAUUCUGACAAAUGUGGUAUUUGAAACUUGAUAUGGUUUUUGUAAGCUUUAACUCUCUCUAUAAAGUGAAGACUUGUGUCUUCAGGUACAAAAUCUAUAUUUUGAAGCGUUGUUUUGGCUUUGCAAAAAUAAAACUGCAUGCUUGCAUGAA